This is a messenger RNA of Zasmidium cellare ATCC 36951, 1275 nucleotides long. RefSeq lists its product as uncharacterized. The record is from RefSeq and is a predicted model, not a curated record. NCBI's taxonomy places the organism in Eukaryota, Fungi, Ascomycota, Dothideomycetes, Mycosphaerellales, Mycosphaerellaceae. The transcript has a single exon. The coding region runs from base 1 to 1275 and encodes 424 amino acids.
AUGCUACGCCGCGCGGUCGGCACGACUCUCGCCUGUGUGCUGAGCACCAGCGCCUUCCUUUUACCUCCAAACACCCCGGCGACUGAGGCUGGCGGACUUGCGAUCGACGUCCCGCCUGUCAACACCAAGAGCGUCGCUCUCCAACUCCCAUGCUCCGAGUGCGCGUUCUCCGGCAAGCAAGAGAAGAUUGAAGACGUGGACGCGGAGGACGACGGCUUCGUGUGGAUCCAAGGCGGCGCCAACAACGUCUUGGUCAACAUCACCGUCUCGGAGGAUGGCCAGCACCUUAAGGUCAAUGGCGAGCCUGUCUAUCCACUUGGUCUUCAGGACAUGUUCCAUUCCCCCAAGAUUUACGUCAACCAGAUUCCAUCGUCAGCAUCAUGGGAAGACAUCGAGUCUGGCAAUGCCAAGACCACACCUCUUCAGGUGACGGGACACGGCGUGUCUAUCAUGGAGGAGAACGUUGUCUCGCCCGAAGGAGAUACUCUUAUCCCUAUUAGGCACACUAUCUUUGAACUGGAGAACCAGCCUGUCUCGCUUGACGAAGUCACAAUCCAACUUUUGAAGACCCACAAGGGCGAGCUUCUAAUCGUACACGCCGAGUCUGCGGCACCACCCUCACCAAGACCUGAUGACUUCUUCGGGCCCCCACCAGAGGACAUGCCCGAAGACUUCCUUUUCCCCUUCCCACCAUCCAAGGAUGGUCCUCCAGGCCCACCCCCAGCCGACUUCGGUAAGCACAAGGAGUGCAAGAACCUUCCUGCUCCCCUUUGCAAGUUCCGCAACAUUGUCGAGGACAAGAUUAUGGGAAUGAAGAAGGGUGGUUGCCACGGCCGCAAGGGAGGCCGACCACACAUGGGCAAGCUUCCAGGCCAUAUUAGACCACCCCACUUCCCUCGCCCCAACGGCAGACCACAUCAUCACGGACGUCCUCACCACAUGAGGCCAUAUGGCCACCACGGUCACCACAGACAUCACUUCAUGCAUGCCUUCACUCGCGGUCUCGCUGCUGUUCUUAUUCCCACCAUGGCGGGUAUCGCCGUGGGAAUGACCGUCAGUCUCCUUGGACUCAUGGUGGGACGACUCAUCGGCUUCCUCUGGAUCAAGUUCUACCGGGGUGGUCGUCGUGGAUAUGCCAGUGUUGCUCUCGAUGAGUCGUCUGCUGACAAGGCCGAUACUGAGAAGGAAGUCAUGCUGGGUGAGGAGGCUAUCGAGCCACCUCCAGUCUACGAAGAUGCCCCGGCGUAUGAGGAAGCAGUGCAGGUGCAGAAGUGA